Molecule: messenger RNA, 597 nt
Organism: Trypanosoma rangeli
Lineage: Eukaryota; Euglenozoa; Kinetoplastea; Trypanosomatida; Trypanosomatidae
Product: putative protein NipSnap 3A-like
Exons: 1
Coding region: 1-597 (198 amino acids)
Cellular component (GO): mitochondrion
Source: RefSeq, a predicted model, not a curated record
AUGCUGCGACGUGUGUGGCCUCUACUGAACAUUUCCAAGGAAAAGGUCUAUGAACUUCGUAUCUAUGAUGUUUUACCAAAUAAAUACGACAAGUUUUAUCGUAUGACGUCGGAGUUGUUGCCUUUACGUGCUUCUGUGAGUACGUGCCAGGCCUAUUGGAUAGUCCAACUUGGCGGAGUCAAUCAGGUAGUGCACUUAUGGGAGUACGACUCCCUGAAGCAUCGUUACGAUAUAAGGACCGCACUGGACAGUGACGGAGAAUGGAAGAAUCGCUACACGAUUGCGCGUCAGGAGUGCCUGUCUUCUCAGACGAACAUGUUGUUGCGUAUGAUAUACCGUGAGAGCAACGCCAGCAUUCUCAGCUUUAAAUAUAUGAUGAAGAUUACGCGGGAGAAGGAGUUACUUUUGAAAACGCCUGGAGCCAGUUUGGCAGCCUCCUACCGUGUGGUCACCGGGGAACACGAGGGCAUGUACCUUCAUAUAGUGAAGGGAAAGGAGCUAGACGAUCUUCUGGAGGUGGAACCGCUACCUGGUAGCAUAUCGAAGAUCAUGGGGCCAGCACGCUGGUCGUCGCUGAUAGGGUGUUUGUGGCGUUGA